Molecule: messenger RNA, 3485 nt
Organism: Saccostrea echinata
Lineage: Eukaryota; Metazoa; Mollusca; Bivalvia; Ostreida; Ostreidae
Exons: 8
Coding region: 8-1678 (556 amino acids)
Source: RefSeq, a predicted model, not a curated record
AGAAGGAAUGGAAGGCAUAUCGGAACCACCAAAAGAUCAAAGGAAUAGCUCAGAUAAAGGAGACACCGAUAUUUACGAAAACACUGCAGACAGCAAAAAUGUUAAGGAAAACAUUGCUGAAGAAGGGAAAUGUAAUAUAGAAUCGAGAAAAAGCAUUGAAGACCAAGAAAAAAGCAUUACAGAGCAAAAGAAAAGUAUAAAAGACCUAGAGAAAAUCAUAAAAGACCAAGAAAGAAACAUUUCACAACAAGAGGAAAUAACUGAACAGCUACAGCAAAGUAUUAAACAACAUGAGGAAAAUAUUAAGGAACAGAAGACAUUAAUGGAACCUCGGUGGAAUAUCAUAGAAAAUGAAAAGGAAAGCACAAAAGAAAAAGAAAUCGACACUAAAAAGAAAAGCACGAAGUCUGGUGAUGGCGAGAAUGAGAUGGAGAUCAGAAACAAGGAAGAGAAACGCAUUGAGGAAGAAAAGAAAGUCAUCGAGAAGCAUGAGAAAAUUAUAGGAGAGCAGAAAAGAUGUGUUAAAGAGCUAGAGGAAAGCAUCCAAAAGCAAAAGGAAUCCAUUGAAGAGAUCAAAAUAUACAUUGCAGUACAAGGGGAAAAUAUUAAAGAGCAAGAACAAAAUGAAAUUAUCGAAAAGCAGAAGAGAUUGCUUGAAAAUCUGGAUAAAGUAAUUGAAGAACGGAAUAAAAUCAUUGAAGAGCUGAAUAGGUUUCGUGAAGAUCUAAUGAAAGUGAUUAAAGAACAGAAUACAAAAAUUGAUGAGCUAAAGAAAAUCAUACUAGAGCAAGGAGAUGUUAUUGCUGCUUUUUUGGUUUCCUGGAGUGAUUUGAUUAAGAGAAGCAAACCUUGUGAAAGAGGGGAAGCAUUGAAGAUGCUUGAUGUCAAUUAUUCGUGCCAAUACGAGGAAGAUAAAAGGAAAUUGGAAAGUAUUUUGCGAAUUGGAAUAUCAUCUUUAGCUUUGGACUCCUUCUUUUUGAGUGGUUGUUUGAUAUUUUGCUUGACACUUCCAGUACUCAGAAGAAAGGGAUUAAUGACAUUGUAUUCUCUUUUUGCUGUUGUAGCUGUUGUGUUCUGUGGUCUACUUUUGAACGAGUACCUCGUUAUUUCAAGAAUCAAAGCAGUUCAAAAAACUACGGAUUAUCAUAAAUUAAGGAAGGAUAUGUUAGAAUCGCUUCAACAAAAUUACAGAUCUGAUAUUCUCAACAGCAGUGAUGUUAUAUCAAACAGUUGGAACUCCUUCUUUAUUAAGUACGACUGUUGUGCUGUAAAGCAAGUAACGAGCACAACAAAUGACUUUGAUACGACCCCCUGGUGUACAACAUCCGGAUCUUGUCAACAGACGAAUUCACAGAUUCCAAAAACCUGUUGUAGAGAUGUCACUGAAGAUGACUACAUGAAUGCACCUGAUAGUUGUCAUGCCACCGUCACUGCCGGAACUUAUAAGGAGAGCUGUUUCAUCCGAAUAAAAUCAUUAAGUGAUGAUGGCAUGCAAGAAUGUGAACUCGAUGCCCUAUGUACCUAUGUUUUUACACUGGGGAUAAGUAAGCUUGCUGCAUUUGUCCUUAGUAUUGUGACAGUUUUGAUACGCUUUGAUGGCAAGAAAAGAAAAAAAAAUCACUUACAGACAUAUACCGAAAACAAGAUGUCGAUUGGAAAAAUAGUUUCAAACGGUUAAGUUAGAAACAUAUAAAAUAUGCCUACAUUAUUAAACGUAUCAUGUUUGAACUGGAAUUUCAAAACAAUUUUUGGAUGGUAAUAUUUAAAAUUAAGCGGAAAACAAUUGAAAAGCAAUCAAAUACAAUAAAUUCAGAUGUAUUUCAUAUUUGCAAUAGCAUGUUAGGUAUAAUAACUACAUUUUACAAUAUGUUUUAAAUUUGACUGUGAUAAGGCCGUAUUUACAGUUUUGUGACGAAAAUUUUAUUCAAAGCAUAUUGAAUUCAUGGUGGUAAAUGGUCAGGAAAGGAAUCAGCAAAUGCAUACAUUUUUUUUAAAUAAAUGCUUUUUUCACCUGUAUGUAAAUCAGUAAGAUUUAGAAUAAAUAUUUUUUGCAAUUGGAAUGCAUAUGCUUUUACUAGUAUAUUAAUGAGGAAGGGAAUUAUAUUGCAAUCAUAUCAUAAUUAAUUAACUUUUAAUAGUAAGCUUAUUAGUGAAAGUAUAAAAAAGUUUAAUCAGCCAGGAUGGAUACUAAUUUUGUAACAAUUACAGUGACUUGAUUAAUGGAAUGGGGAUCUUAAAUCUAUGAACUAUAAUUAUCUUUAUUGAGCAAACUUGAAUUUGAUGUUUGUGCAAUGAACUAUAAUGUGGCAUAUUGUAGUAGAUUGGUCAGAAUAUAUGAAAUGUUUAGAGAUAACGAACAGUAUUCAAGCUCAAAUGUCCAUUAAACAUUACAAAAUAGGAGCAGAGACCGAUCAAAUCCUUCGAUACUAAUGUAUUACAGAUAGAAAAUGGGUCUUUACCUCACAAAUUUUGGCUGAUGUAUAGUAGUGUCUCCUUCAUUAGAAUCAUUAGUAUAGCAUCUUAGGUAAUAAGAAAACCCUAAAUAAACGUCUUGAAUGAAAAUUUGAGAGGAAAGUAUAACUAAUAAAGUGUUUAGAAAUAUGUCAAUACGAUAUAUCCUAGUGAGCUUGAAAUAAAAGAUACCACGGAGUCUGAUACAUUUGUUGCAUAUUUGGAUAUUUUAAAAGAAAAAUAAAACUUUAAUGGUAAUCUAACAACAAAUUUUUAUGAUAAACGUGAUGACUUUAACAUAUCAAUCGUCAACUUCCCUUACUUAUGCAGCAAUAUAUCCUUAUCACCUGCAUAUGGGGCUUAUAUCUCUCAAUUGAUUCGAUACACAAGAGUAUGCUUUACGUAUGAACAAUUUCUAAAUCGAGGUAAGUUAUUGACAAACAAGUUGAUAAAACAAGAAUGUCAAGAGUCUCGUUUAAAGUCAUCAUUUCGUAAGUUCUAUUGUCGAAACAAUGACAUUGUCAGCAAGUACAGUCUAUCAUUAAGUCAAAUGCUGACAUGUUUUUCAUAGCAGUUGUUAAACCAUUAUUUACACACUGAAUUGUCAACGGAUUUUUCCGUUACUUCCCAAUCAUGACAAGGAGCUCAUGGCGGGUGUGACCGGUCGGCAGGGGAUGCUCACUCCUCCAUGGAUCUGAUCCCAUCCUGAUGUUUUAGAGGUCCGUGUUUGCUCUGCACCUGAUUUGUAUUGUUUGAAUGGAUUUUGAGUUUGAAUACCGAUCGCUAUCUCCAUAUAUUUCUUUAUAGACUUAAUCAUUGCUGGGCAAUUUUUUAAAUAAUUAAGUGGUAAACCACCUUAGUUUUCUCUUUGAAUUAUUAGAUUAACGUCUGAAAUAUUAAAACGUUGUACAAAUGUAGUACUUUACAGCCUUAUUUCUAUAUCUUCUAGAUUAUAUAUACCACCAUAUCAUUCAAUAAACUUCCAGCUUAAAAAAACAAACAUAUCAUUGAAAAGUAUUUAUUUAGAAAAUACC